Molecule: messenger RNA, 563 nt
Organism: Stomoxys calcitrans (stable fly)
Lineage: Eukaryota; Metazoa; Arthropoda; Insecta; Diptera; Muscidae
Exons: 4
Coding region: 1-474 (157 amino acids)
Source: RefSeq, a predicted model, not a curated record
AUGUAUCAAAGAAAGGCGAUCAACACAGCAAAAUACGGGGUUUGGCUUGAAGAUAAAUACACAUUUGCCCGCAAUCGUCGCGGCGGUCUUAAUUUAAUAUAUCAUGGAUAUUUGUACACAGCCGAGAGGAGAUACAAUGCAACCGUAAACUGGGUGUGCAAUAAGAAUAGCAAUACAUCGUUACGAUGUCCGGCUAGAUGUGUAACAGCUGGGCAAAACACAAUUAAACUUGGACUGAUCAAGCGUAACCGUUUUGAGAACUAUACGGUUAUAGACAAUUAUCGCUUUGUUAAAAGCUCCAAAUCAGCAAGCGCAUUCUACCUAAAAUGUGCCAACUUUCGGAAAUCCUGUCGAGCCCGUGCCGUCAUACGUAGGGAUACGUUAAAGGUCCAAUUGAAAGAUGCCAAUCACAACCAUCCGCGACAUGUGCAGGCGAUCGAACCCAACGUCAUCCGGUGCCCGCCCGUUACAUAGUGUCUAGACGUGGGACGCAAUUGGUGCUCUUCAGACACAACACAUAUACCCCGAACUCAAAACUUAAACCUGAAUCAAGAAAGCGAGAC